Messenger RNA from Rubroshorea leprosula, 646 nucleotides. Lineage: Eukaryota; Viridiplantae; Streptophyta; Magnoliopsida; Malvales; Dipterocarpaceae. The record is from the annotation of a GenBank genome assembly.
GCAUUCCCCAAUUGCAUUAGGCCAAUUAUGAAGCUAAUUUCAAUUCUAUGAUGAAGCAGUUUGAACCUACUAGUUGGUCUCAAUCCUAUGAGUAUAACACCUGCUCUUUCUUCAAAUGUAGCUUCUGUUUCUCCUCUAAUCGCACCUUUCACUCAAAGGAACAGUGCCCUUUUAUCAUCUGUCAGCCCACAACCUCCUAGGAAUAAGAAUCUUACAACACUAUCUGAAAAGGAGUUGGAAGAAAAGAAAGUCAAAGGCUUAUGCUUCUGGUGUGAUGAGAAGUUUGUGCCAGGCCAUAGGUACCAUCAGAAGAAGUUGUUUAAUAUUGAGGUAGUGUCCUUUGAGGAGGAAGAUGUGGAUACAACAGAGAGAAGGGUAGUUUAACUGGUGAAUUAGACAAGGGUUGAUAUUUAGCUAUGUUUUUCCUUCUUUCCACCCUUGAGGACAAGGGCUAUUUAGGGGAGGGAUUGUUACAGGACUGGAAAUAAGACAGCUGAUGUGGUAGGGGGUGUGCUUAGGUGGAUGGUUGUUGAUGAUAUAUGUAGAUGAUGAUGCAUGAGAUAUGAUGUAUGUAAAAAGUGCUACUAUAAACCUCAUUCUUGUAACAGAAUUGGUUAUCGAAAGCGAAUACAAUUUUCCUAUCUUC